Purpureocillium lilacinum is the source of this 2613-nucleotide messenger RNA. RefSeq lists its product as uncharacterized. The record is from RefSeq and is a predicted model, not a curated record. Gene Ontology annotation, cellular component: Golgi medial cisterna; Golgi trans cisterna; membrane. NCBI's taxonomy places the organism in Eukaryota, Fungi, Ascomycota, Sordariomycetes, Hypocreales, Ophiocordycipitaceae.
AUGGGUGCAAGCGACUCCAAGAUUGUCUUCAAGCAAGGCAUCUUCCGGCUGUCGGAAGAACGGCACAUCCCCGCCGACGACACUUACUGGACCUCGUUUUGGGAGCUUCCCGAAUCCUCAGAGGAUGUAUUCAGCCUCUUUUCCCCGGCCGAUAUUCGCCGGACCCGCGACCGAGCUUUGGAGAAUAUCGAGACACUGAUACUCGCGUUGACGUCACGCUUGUUUAUCCUACGGCACCAUCCAUCGUUCCCGGACCCCGAGCUCGCUCCCGAGCGCGACGCCCUGAACUGCAUCCGAAUCUUGACACGUCUGCUGCCAUACCUCUACGAGAAGGAUAGCCUCGCCGCCUGGGAAGAGCGCUUUUUCUGGGCCGCGCGCAGGAAGAAGACACGGAAAGCCGCCAUCGCGAACGAGAUCCUCUUCGAUGAGGCACAGGCUGACAAGCAAGAAACCAAGCCGGAGGCAGAAGAGUUUGAGGAUGCGAAGCCCCUAGCGGAAGAGUUGAUUGAUACACUGGUCGACCUGCUCUUCUAUUCGGACUUGACAAUCUCUCGCCAGCCGCACGGACACCCCAAGGUGACGUACGCGAUAUGGCAAAGCGGUGUCGGAUGUCACAACGCAGUGGCGACGACCAAAGAAUACGAGAGCAACAGGUGCGAGAUACUGCGACUUCUUCUUGCUCUUGCUGGACAGAGCAUGUACAUGACCCCUUCGGUGCUGCCGCAACGAGGGGUCAGGAGCUUGACAUAUCUAUGCACCUGCCAGGACAAGCAAAUUGUCUUGUCCGUCCUGUGCUCCCUGCUUAAUACCUCACUCAAAUACAACCCGGCAAGCUGGCGUGUACCGUACAACACACUAGUGUUCAAGGACACCAAGCAGAUACUAGUAACGGAUUCGCUGCAGUUUCUGCUAGCCCUGCUUGUGUAUCCUAUUCCGGAAGAUGCACCAGUCCAAAAGAACUUCUAUCGACACUUUCUCGGACGACUCCAUCGACCUCAGGACUUUCAGUUCAUCGUCGACGGAAUGAACCGGAUCCUCAGCCAGCCGCUUCAGGAGAAGACGUCGUACCUGCCAGGGGCGCAAGGAACAGCCAACUUUGCGCCCGAGAUUCUCAUGUUCUUCUGGGAGAUGACACAGUGCAACAAGAGGUUCCGGUCCUUUAUUAUCGACACGGAUCGAGCGCACGACUUUGUCAUCCUCACACUGUUCUACGCGCUCGAGUACAAGAACGACUCUGCCAAGCAAGGAAUCGUUCGCAUGUGCGCCUUCAUGCUGCAGACGUUGAGCGUCGAGCCCAGUUUCGGCAAGAGCCUGAACAAGCGCUUUGAGGGCCAGGAGAGCCUGCCGGCCUGCAUUCGGAUCAAUGGCUUCAGGGGCACUUACACCGAUUUCCUCAUCCACUCCAUUUAUACCCUCAUUACUACCAGCCAGGGUAGCUUCGCGGCCGUAUAUCCGGCGCUCCUGGCCGUCAUCAACAACAUUGCACCGCAUGUCGAGAAGCUUAGUGCUUCUGGCAGCUCGCAGCUCAUGCACUUGUUCUCGUCCAUGUCUUCGCCCUCGUUUUUGCUGGCCAACGAGACCAACCACACACUUCUCCACUCCCUGCUGGAGUCAAUAAGCUGCAUCGUCGAGCACAACUAUCGCAAGAACCCGGAGCUGGUGCUAGCCAUUGUCAAGAACAAGAAGCGCAUCGAGGCGCUGCGCACAUUUACGCUGGAGAGUGGACAGGAGGAACUGGAGCGGCGAAAUAGGCGAAAGAAGGACGAUGGCGAUUCCUUGGACCCAUCAUCAGUGCGCAGCUCUGUCGAAAGCGCAAGGAGUCCGCCGAAUGCUCCGGCCCGUUCGCAGACGCUCGAGGAGGUGCCCGAAGAUGGCACUUUUGCAAUCGGCGACGACGAGGACGACAGCGACGAGGACCCGCAGCCAACUCCAGCACCAUCAACCGUCAGCGAAAACCAGUCACGAAAUUCGUCGACGGUGAAUGUCGACGACGCACUUCCAGUCCAGCUACGGGGCAUGUCCGAGAAGGCGCGUGGCAAGAUGCCGGCGGGAGCGCGCUCGUUCUCUCGCCAGAACAGCACCACAAGCAUCGCGACCCAGUCCACCUCGGCGCCGACGCAAGGAACCUCGUUCGAGCCAACAACUCAGUGGAUUGACGGCUGGCUACCCGAGCUUCCCCUACACACUCUGCUCACCGUUAUUCAGCAAGUGUCGAGCCUCUUGCCCCGACAAGACGGCGGCAAAGACGUUGGAGGGACCGACUUAAUGGCUCGCAUUAAGGAGACGGAGUUUGUCGGUGUCGAACCGUCGCCACCGCGGAUUCAUUCCUUUGAGUGGUCGCAGCUGGCGCUGGCUUGGUACGAAUCGCUCCUCUGGGGCGUCGUGUUUACGAGCGAGAUGCAGAUCGCCAAAGGUACCAUGGGCAUCUGGAACGGCACGUCCAUCAAGCUCUUCCGGGUCCAGGAAACAGCACCCGAAGGGCCGACUCUGACAUCUCCUCGAGGCGCGGUGGAUGCGGUGGGAAGCAAUAUAGUGUCCCGUAUCGGACAGAUCAACAUUCGCGGUGGAUCGGCAAACGCUGGCACCGGUGCCCCGGCGAGGAGCAGCAGCUGA